UAAUCUUAUUCCAUGCAUUCGUGCGGCUGUCCGCGGCAUUACAUAUACUAAACGAAGCCAGUGUGACACUCGCAAUGCAGAAACUAGCGUUGUCUCGGGCAACAGUGAGACUUUCGUUUGUGGUCGGCUGCAAUGUAACUUGUAUUACCAACAAUUUUGCGUCUGCGUCUGUCAUUUUCCGGUGAUAAGUUGGAACAGGGUCGACCUGUGUGCUGUAUCAUCUGAACAACAAGCGAAGGAUGUCCCGCAGUCGAGACCUAAACUCUAACCCAGAUCAGUUUAGGAUUCUCAACACCAAUGAGCUCCGGGAUCUUUUACAAGAUGAAGCAACAAUGGACCAGAUCAUCAGACUCAGUCAAAAGUUUCAGGGCCUGCAGGUGGACCGGGAGGCCCUGCUGACGGCCAAUCGCGGCCUGGCGGAGGAGAACCUCUCUCGACGGCCGCGUCUGCAGAACCGCAAGCUGCUGCUGGCGGAGAAGUACCGGGAACUGGAGGAGCUGAUCGCCGCCUGCCGCGAAAAGCAAAGCCGACUCGAUGCAUGCAUAGAAAGGCAUGGCCCUCCGAUGGCCCAGCGUCUUCUCCAGGAAGAGGUGGUCCGUGCUGAGGAGAAAUCUGAGGACCUCCUGGAGACGUUCAUGGCGGGCGGCAUGUCGCUGGAGGGGUUCCUGGAGUCCUUUCACAGCUCCCGGAGAACGUACCACAUCCGCCGCGCCCAGGCAGAGAAGCUCCAGGAGUUGUGCAGGCCGCGGAGGAAACUACGGAACCUCAACGAGGCCAAGAAGGAGUCGGGCGGGCGGCACGAGCCUCCCGCCAACGGCCUCUCCUCUCAGGGUCCGCUGCGUGUCUUUCAGCUCCGCUACGGCCUCACCCCGGCCAUCAUCCUCCCCCGCCUCCCCCUCGCCUCCAGUCCAGGCCCCUGCCUACCUCCUCUGGAUAAGCGACUAGGCCAGCCCCAGGCUUUCGGGCCUAGCGCUCCACUGCCGGGCCCCGGCCAGCCGGUAGGCCUCAGAGUGAUCGGCCAGCUCCCAGGAUGGUCGGCCAGGCCCGUGCGUUUACAGCAGCUUUGCAGGCAACCAAACCACCACCAUCAGCAGCAGCAGCCAGACCCCCCGUUGCGAUAACGCGACUGCUUUCCGUCCACACCAACUGCCGGGUGACAUUACAGACUUCCGCAGAAAAUCGUUGACUGACAUCUUUCUCAGUAUGGUAUGGGAAGUCACGGCCAGCCGAGGCGACGGCAUAUCGAACACUGCCACCACUAAGGGUUGUUAUUGAUUAGGUCUAAGUUAUUGAUAUGAUUGAUCAGUCGAUUGGAAUCAAUAAAAUGGCUCGGAGUUGCUUUUGCUGAUGUUCAUUGUAAUGGAAGGAAAUUUGGAUGUGGUUCAUUAUUGUGCUUAACGGUAUCAGUAGUGUUCAGCACAACUGUCUUGAAUGACAGCUUGUUGCUGGCAUUGGUCUUCUGAUUUGCCUGCUGCAAACUGCAGUCUACCAAAAAGAGUAAGCAUUAUUUAUGUGUAUGUGAUGAACAAGGGUAAACACAAAACAUCAGAUGAAUUUUGUUUUGGUGACAAUCAAGUCCUACCGAUGGUGUUUAUUAUGAAUUCUUGAGUAUUUGUUGAACCAAAAGCGCAUGCCUUUUUGACAUGGAAGUUUUAAGUUAACGCCUUUAUUUAAUAUCUAUAUCAUUAGAAAACUGCUCCCAAUAAAAGAAAGAAAGGUUUUGUGAA
Messenger RNA from Anguilla anguilla (European eel), 1727 nucleotides. Its product is annotated as vacuolar protein sorting-associated protein 37D-like. The record is from RefSeq and is a predicted model, not a curated record. The transcript has 4 exons. Lineage: Eukaryota; Metazoa; Chordata; Actinopteri; Anguilliformes; Anguillidae. The coding region runs from base 240 to 1121 and encodes 293 amino acids. Gene Ontology annotation, biological process: ubiquitin-dependent protein catabolic process via the multivesicular body sorting pathway; protein targeting to membrane; protein targeting to vacuole. Gene Ontology annotation, cellular component: ESCRT I complex.